Oreochromis niloticus (Nile tilapia) is the source of this 2997-nucleotide messenger RNA. It is a transcript of the gene desi1b, whose product is annotated as desumoylating isopeptidase 1b. The record is from RefSeq and is a predicted model, not a curated record. NCBI's taxonomy places the organism in Eukaryota, Metazoa, Chordata, Actinopteri, Cichliformes, Cichlidae. The transcript is spliced from 6 exons. Gene Ontology annotation, molecular function: peptidase activity. Gene Ontology annotation, biological process: protein modification by small protein removal. Bases 277 to 771 code for a protein of 164 amino acids.
UAGCGUUAUCGUUCAUAGACAGUGACACAGCACUGGAUUUGACUCCCGGCAACUUCGAGCUAGGUUUUACAUUUACUUUUUUAUUUUACAGUUAUUACUAGUAUUUUAAACAGCCUGUAGCCUGAAUGUAUUAUUUCUCACAGUUCCACCACCAGAAGCUUUAUUAAACUUUUAUUUGCUACCGGGAACCUAGCUAGCUGGCAACUCUGUAGUGACUAAGUAACUUUCUAGAAGGUUAGCCGCAUUGUCGUUUCGAAGAAAUCGUUUUGGGUUAUCAUGGACCAAACUGAUUCUUAUCCAGUGAAACUUUACGUUUAUGACCUGUCCAGAGGGAUGGCCCGUCAGCUGAGUGCUUCCAUGCUGGGGAGACAUAUUGAUGGGAUAUGGCACACGGGUGUUGUGGUCCACGGGAAAGAGCACUACUUUGGUGGAUCAACAGGCAUCACCAAUUGUCCACCUGGAGGCACCCUGUUGGGACCGCCUGAUUCUGUAGUCGACAUGGGCUUUACUGAAGUGCCUGAAGACCUUUUUAAGGAGUAUUUAACUUCACUGGGAGAGUCCAAGUACAGAGGUGCCAAUUACAACUUGUUUGAGAACAACUGCAACACUUUCAGCAGUGAAGUGGCUCAAUUCCUGACAGGCAGAAAGAUCCCAUCCUACAUCACAGACCUUCCAUCUGACAUCCUAUCCACACCAUUUGGCCAGGCUCUCCGUCCCUUCUUGGAUUCCAUGGUCAUAAAUCCUGGAGGCAACAACCUGGCUGGGCAAUGAUAGACAGAGUCGUGGAUUUUAGAAGAUAUCUGAUAACAUCCCUGCCUGUGGCUGGCAAGUCACUUUUAUAUUUAAUCAGCCAUCACUUAUUGUUAUUGAGUUUUAUGGUGUUAUUCAACGUACUCUGAGGUGUAUGUGAGGGGUGAAGGUGUGACAGACGCUCUGGACAGGGGACUAAAAAUGGAUCUUAUACGUGUGUGUGUGUGUGUGUGUGUGUGUGUGUGUGUGUGUACAUUAACGUGUUUAAGAUUACGUUUUCUUGGGUCAGCAGGAUCAUUAUACAUGCAUAUCCUCUGGAUUUGUAUUCAAAGUUGUCAUUUUAGAGGCAGGAUUCAUCCUCUCAUGCACUGCUAUUUAUGAGAGGCUUUUUAGCAGGUAUUGUCAUCCUCUCCUGAGGUGCUUCAUUAUGUCUGUCAUUGUGGCAGUCUGUCACAAAGUGUAUUACAGUUAGAUGACUGCUCCAGAAAAUUGAAUGAUGAAGAGUCCAUGAAUCGUACUAUCAUCACAUAACCAGCACUGGCCUUGUCUUCCAACCUUUCUGCUUUAAUGUGUCUAAAGGAUGUCUCAGUUUUAGUCAUUCACACAGAUAAUGAGAAUUUGUAAUAGUUUUCAUGGACAGCAGACCUUAUUGUGUCUUUCUCCAGAGAUCUUGUGAGGCAGACAGAUGGCAUGUAAGGAUUCCUAAGUUUAAAUCUGACAUUUAUAGAAUUAAAUGAAACCUUUUCUUUGAUAUUUAUCUAUGUAUGAAGUUUUCAUAGUGACUUUUUAAAAUUAGAAUUAGUUUAGGAACUACUCAAAUAAGUUCCUAGAUGCAUUUAAAGAUCACUGGCAGGGCCGAUACUUUGUUUCUUGCUCUAAGACUUUAUUACAAAAAGUAUUCAUGUUGAAAAUUAGACUCUGAUUGUGUUGCUUUGGUAACAAAUUGCUAGAUGUGUAUCAAAAUACACAAAGUGCCAGGAUGUAACUGGAGACUUUUAGUUUUUUUGUCAAAAAUCCGAAUCUGAAUUUGAGUCCGAUACCAAAAAUGAGGUAUUUGUUCCUUAGUGCAUUGUCACAUUUUGGUCAGUUUGUUUAUUUAACGUGUCAUGCUGUGUUCUGCCUUUUCUUCAGUGUGAGUGUGAAAUCGUUUCCACUUUUUCUGUCCGUCAUCCCAAUAAUGUAAAAACUACUAACUUGAAUUCUAUGGAAUUUGGUGGAGAGGAAGAAAAAAUGUAAUUUGGUGCCUUAAUUUUUUCUUGUGUGUUUUUACUGUUUGUAUUCCUGUAGUUAUUAGAACAGGACGUAUUUGAAGGCCAGCUCAGUUAAACCUGUUCUGCUGGGUCGUCUGGCUUUAAAAAUAUCGUUUGACCAAAUCUAAAGUUUUAUCUUCAGCAUGCCACCUCCAAGUUAUGUAUUUCGUCCAGAAACGUGAUGAAAACAGGGAAUUAUAUUUUUUUAUUUAUAUUUUAAAUUCAGGACCACUCAGCUUUACAGCUUUCAUUUGCUUUGUUGGGUUUAGAAUUUUUUCAGUUUAUAAACACACUGUUUCAUAUACAUUAUACAUAUUUGACUGUUUAUAUUUGCAUGAUUAAAGCAGGCAUAGGAAAAUUAUGCGUAUCAACCACUUACCUCCAUCACUGUUUUAGCAAACGGUGUUUAAUUGUUGUGUUUGGGACAUCUUUACUCUAAAUAUUGUUGAACCUGUUGGUCUUUCACCAUCCUGAUCCUACAUAAAGGGUAUGUGUAGAUCAUUAAUGCACAAGUCUUAAAAAGGCCAUCAUUUUGCUUAUAUUCAAAUAUAAAUAGGUCUUCAGUUUAUUCAGAUUGUGAAUCUAAAAUGACUGAAUUGAACCUGAAUUUGUUGAGGGGAAAAAAUGUACUUAAAAAAAAAAAAAAGAUGUUUGCUUACAAGCAGAGGGUCACACGUGGUUUAGACAAAUAUUUGUCUUAAAAUGAUUAAUAAAAAUGUUCGUCUGACAUCUAAACCACCAUAGGUGGUAACCCUACCCUAAUCCUAUAUUUUGGAAAGAGGCCAAACCUUUUUUGGUGAGCAUGUGAGGUGUUUUGAUGUGUCUAAGUUAGUAUGUUUAUUUUCUUUGUUCCCCGAUUCCCGAAACCUGGGCUGUUUAAACUGGGGUGAUCAUCGAUGAUGAUCUAGACCUCACAAGGCAAAUGUUUAACUCUGCACUUUAUUAAAUGUGUGACAUUUUCAAAUACUAUCUUCCAUUAAAAUUGUUAUUCUCUGAA